UAUGCUGUCAGUAGACAUAUGUCUACGGAGCGCAUAAAGUUUACCAACAUUCGACCGGGAAACAGCAGUUCUGUUUUUUGAAACAACAAAAGCAAGAAAGCGAUGGAACCCGAUGAGCUGGAAUUUAUUGGGGAAAACUCGACGAUUGGUGUGAUUCCAAAUUUCAAUCAUAACCCCAUUUACCUGAUUUCGGGUGUCAUUGGUCCAUUCCGAGGUGGAUAUCCACUGCAUAUUCCACUGUGGCUUGCAAUUCAUUUACGACAGCAGCAAAAAUGUCGCAUUGUUCCACCAGAAUGGAUGGACGUUACUCUGCUAGAGGAAAAGAAGGAAAAGGAGAAAAAAGAGAAGGAAACUUUUACCAAAAUGCCUAGCGACCAUUAUAUGGUAGAGGCUAAGCUUGUGCUGAAUACGGCUCCAGAAGACGUUCCACAGUCGGACGAGAUCAAAACUCUGAUUAAGGAUAUAUGGGAUACACGCUGCGCUAAGCUUCGAAAGACAAUGGACCUGUUUCUGAAAGGAGAUGGCGAGAGUGUCAAUAUGGAUAAUGUUACCAUUGUUGAGUUACACACAAUCCGACCGUUUCUGCCCCACGCGAUGGAUCUGUUAACACGAAUUCAAAAAACCAAGAAGGGACCACGCGCUAAUAUCACGUUGAGUAGUGAUAUUACUUUGAAGACCGGCCUAAGUGCCUCACACUCGAAACCUACAAAGUAACUAGUUAAAUGUUGCUCCUCAUAUAGACUGAGAAUAGAACAAUAAUCAUUCAUUAGGUUUUAAGGUAUUUGCUAAGGGUUUAACAUUUCACAUAUAAGGGCAAAGCGAAAUUUUUAUGUCUUCUAUAUACAUUGAUUACUGGUUUUGUUGGCACAAUCGUUGGAAAGAUUAAAGGCUCUGUGAAUUUGUUUUAUGCGA
Molecule: messenger RNA, 912 nt
Organism: Toxorhynchites rutilus septentrionalis
Lineage: Eukaryota; Metazoa; Arthropoda; Insecta; Diptera; Culicidae
Gene: Psf2
Product: probable DNA replication complex GINS protein PSF2
Exons: 2
Coding region: 103-714 (203 amino acids)
Biological process (GO): double-strand break repair via break-induced replication; DNA replication
Cellular component (GO): GINS complex; nucleus
Source: RefSeq, a predicted model, not a curated record